Salvia splendens (bonfire salvia) is the source of this 1290-nucleotide messenger RNA. Its product is annotated as zinc finger MYM-type protein 1-like. Lineage: Eukaryota; Viridiplantae; Streptophyta; Magnoliopsida; Lamiales; Lamiaceae. The record is from RefSeq and is a predicted model, not a curated record. The transcript is spliced from 4 exons. Bases 1 to 1290 code for a protein of 429 amino acids.
AUGGAGAAAUAUUUUGGAAAAAGACCAAGAAUUUUGGAUUCUUGUCCAGAACUAGAAGCACAGAAUGCUGAAGAAAAUUUGAUGGAGAAUGAUAUAAAUGAAAGUGAAAUCAAGGCAGAUCCAGGUUUGCGAAAACCAAUUGCAGAAUAUGGUGUGAAUAUCCGGGAUCGUAUUCGUAGAGAAUAUGUAGCAAAAGGCCCUUGUCAACCAAAGGGUAAUAUUUUUCAAAAAACGCGUCAAGGAAAAGAUAAUAGGAGUUUUAGAGAUGCUUGGUACAAAGAUUAUGAUUGGCUAGAAUAUAGUGAAGCGAAACAUGUCGCAUAUUGCUUUUACUGUUUUCUUUUCAAGCGUGGUUAUGUGGCACCGGGAGAUGAAGCCUUCACUAGUUGUGGUUUUUCUAAUUGGAAAAAAGCACUAGAAAAAUUCAAGGCGCAUGUUGGGGAUAAAAGUAGUGCACACCACAAAGCAAGGAUAGAAUAUGAAAAUUUUGUCAAUCAAAGAGGACAUGACGAGUCAUCUACGUCUUUGAACAAAGGUAAUUUUCUUGAGUUAUUAGAGUGGUAUGGUUUGAGGAAUGAUGAAGUUGGUAAAGUGAUUUUGAAAAAUGCCCCUGGAAAUAACCAAAUGACUUCUCCAUCAGUCCAAAAAGACAUGGCUAAUGCUUGUGCGGUGGAAACCACACUUGAUAUAUUGGGAGAACUUGGAGACAAACACUUUUCGAUCCUAGUUGAUGAGUCACGUGAUUGCUCAACAAAGGAGCAAAUGGCAAUUGUCAUAAGAUUUGUGAACAAGGAUGGCCAGAUAAUUGAAAUGUUUUUAGCUUUGGUUCAUGUCAAAAAAACUUCAUCAGUUUGUUUGAAAGAGGCAAUUGACUUCGUAUUUGCUAAGUUUAAGUUAUCUUUGUCAAGAUUGAGAGGUCAAGGAUACGAUGGAGCAUCAAACAUGCGAGGUGAAUGCAAUGGAUUGAAAGCACUAAUUUUAAAGGAAAAUCCAUCAACUUGUUAUCUUAUCUCGAUUGCCACAACAUGUGGUUCUUCUUGCAAAAGGGCUGAUAUGAUUCGACAAAUUGAGCACGAUAGACUAGUUGAAAUGAUAGAGAAUGGGGAAAUCGGUACUGGUAGAGGCCAAAAUCAAGAAACUUCUUUGAAGAGACCAGGUGAUACUCGAUGGGGAUCUCAUUAUGUCACCGUGAUUCGUCUUGCAAAUAUGUGGCAGUCAGUAACCGAAGUACUUGAAAACGUACUUGUUGAUGGAGAAGAAUAUGAAACAAGGGGCAAAGCUGGAAUGUGA